AUGCCGUCGCUCUUCUCUCGCAGUAAGAAGUCAGAAGAGGCCGGUCGUGUCCGGCUCUUUUACGGACACCCGCGCGAUGGCAUGUUUGUGGAGAACAUGAGCAUAGGCCAGGCCUUUUCCCUGCAGGCCAACGCAAGGCUUGCAGACAACCUGCUUGGGGAGAACGAAGACAAGAACUUCCGCAACGCACGGAGCCUGGGCCCGUCGGACGAGGCUAGCACGGUGAAGUGGCUGGCGCCUACACCGGUGAAGCAAGCCGGCCAGGGCAGGCCUCAAGAGGUCGCGGAGAGCCCACGCCAGGACCCCGGGACGCCGGCAGCGCAGCGGCAGGAGCAGAGCCCUGGUUCUAGCAUCCCGCCCACGCAGCCCCGCAGCCCUUGGGUGCAGAAGCUUCUCAAGAGAAAGAAGGACCGGCAGGGGAAGCACGCAAAGGCCAAGGCAGAAAAGCAACUUGCUUCCUGCACACGCGGCUGCCGUGACUGGACAAAUGGUAUGGGAAAGCGAGCUGUAGUCUCGGCGGCAGAUGCUGCCAAGGCACUUCGGAAUCCCGGCACUUCAGUGCGGCAGGCAGCGGAAGAUGCAGGGCAUUCCCGUGCGGCUAUGAGGCGUGCAGCUGCACGUCUUACUCUGCCGGAGCAAGCAUACAGAACGGUGACCUUUGGUGAGUAUUGCAUAGCAAUCGCCUCUGUGCCAACUGUGCUCCAGCAGAUGUGCCUGCAAGUGCGCGAUCUUGGCGAUGCUUUGGCUGCCUUGCAGACCCAGGCCGCCGAGCAGCCACUGAAUCUGGUGCUUUCUUUUGAUGAAGCCACGGCAGGCAACGUGCUUGCCCCAGAUCCGCAGAAGAAGAGCUGCAUGGUGUACGCUUGCAUAAAGGAACUCGGCACGCAAGCAGCGGCGCUGUGUCUCCCGCUCUGCGUGAUCGGGUCAGACACCAUGAAAAUGGGAUUGCAGAAUAGCUUGGGCCCGGUGCUUCGUCACAUCCUGCGUUUCGCUGCGGAAGACAAGCUAGCUGAGGGAUUCCUGAUCCAGUGCUCCCGGUCCUUCUUUCUCCGACUUCAAAUCAGCGCCGUCAUCGCGGACGGGGAAGCAGUCCGUCAGGCUUUGAACUGCAAGGGGGCUUCUGGGCUCAAGCCGUGCCAUCUCUGUAAAAAUGUCGUCAUGAAAGGACACGCAUUGGCAUCGGCACCGACCCUGCGUGAUUAUGCCUGCGACAUCUGUUCUUCAGACAUAGAUAAAUGGGAUCUUUUGGAGGACGAAGAGCUUUUCCAAUUCUGCGACAUGCAGCGGCAGAGGCAAGGCAGUAUUCCCGCGAGCCUCUUCGCCGAAGAAGAGACCCUGAGCGGCUACUGCUACAACCCGGAGGGCAUACUGCAAGAUGACUUCGCCAGGAGACUGUUACCACCCAGCAAGUGGCUCUUCGACUUCCUGCACCUCUACUAUACGGCCGGAGGCUGCGCGGCCGUGGAGAUGGCAUUUCUGAUGCGCGAGUGCGAUCGCAGGCUGCAGCAAGCGCCUGAGGACUUCGCCUCGCUCUUGCGCCAGCUGCCAUGGCAGACGCCAAGCCAUGUUGUCGGACUGCAAGGUCCGGCAUCCCGCGCACGCUUGCUGCAGUCCGCAAGGUUUCCUGAGAAGUCCUACAAAGGCAAAGCUGCUCACCUGAUGCAGCUGCUUCCCAUGAUCGCCUGCCUUGUGGAGCUUUAUGACGAGGAGGACCAGAUGGCAGGACCUUUAGCCAGCUAUGCAUGUUUGCUUGAAAUACACCGCGAACUUAGCCGCCUGAAGCGGCUAGGCCAGAUAUCCGACACAUCAAAGCUACAGCAGCUGCAGCGAGAGCACCAUGACCUAUGCCUCGCUACAUAUGGCGAAGGAAUUCUCAAGCCCAAACACCACUGGCGACAUCACGCAGCAAAGCAGAUCGAGGAGUGGGGCGCCUACAUGGACACGAGCGCUUUCGAAGCGAAGCAUCAAUCAUACAAACAAACUGCGAACAAAAACUUCGACGUUUUGGUGUCCUCUCCGGCCUGGUCCAAAGCAAUCCUCGACCGCAUGCUUUGCUCGUGCGUCGACCAGAUGAAAGUCCACUUCGAGCGCCGUGCCCUGCCUGGCCGUGGCAAGGAGACGACAAUCCUCUGGGGCCAGCAGAAACUCAGGGCAUUCAAGCAAGUGCAAUGGGAGGGGCUCACCUGGAAGGCUGGCGACUUCCAGUUGGAGCCUUUCCCAGGCAAAGUUUGUCAUUGCUGUCUGAGCUCCACUGACAAACCUUUCCUUUUGCUGCAGGAAUAUACCAUAGUCAGCAAAAGUCGGUUCAGCAUGGUCCUUCGCGCUGCUCAGAAGGUUCGCAGCCUGCAAGACGUGCUGCGCUCUAAGCUGGCCUCCUGGUGGCUGAUCGAAGAGACAGGACUUGUGCGAGCUCUGCGUUGA
Molecule: messenger RNA, 2421 nt
Organism: Symbiodinium necroappetens
Lineage: Eukaryota; Dinophyceae; Suessiales; Symbiodiniaceae
Source: the annotation of a GenBank genome assembly